AUGAGUACCAUCGAAACGCGAAGCAAGAAGUCACAACCGAAGGAAAAUGAAGUCGGAAGCGACGAAUCGGGAGAUUCGUCUAGAACAGGCGAAACGUCAGGUACAGAGCGAACCACCUGUACAGAACAAACAACUAGCACCAAUCAAACUACGACCACAACAGACUCAAGCAGUACAGCGAAAAACACACCACAAGACGUGCAUAGAAAAGCGACGGGAUCACGGACAUCGCAGAGCAAACGUGCAGAACUAGAAGCCCGUUUAGAACUCCAGCACAGAGAAAAAGAACAGGCGGACGCCGCAGCUGCACUCGCUCGUACUAAAUUGGAGCUAUUGCAACUAGCAGAGAACUCCGACCAAGAACCGGACGCUGAAAACGACCUAGUCAACGAUUGGAUAGACAAAACUCCGCCGCCACAAGAUACCGAAUUUAACCGCAGUAUGAACAUCCUAUCAAACCUAGUAGCAAAGGCAGUUCAACAAACCAACAGUAGUCACGAACACAGAACGGAUACCGCACCAAAGAAACCACCAAUAUAUAUUAACGAUCUGUACCUAUUUGACGGAGAUCCCAUCAACUGGAUACCAUUCAUCAGCCACUACAAGGACACGGCAUCAUUUUUUAGCGACAUCGAAAACACCGCUCGCAUCAGGAAGUCCCUCAAAGGACUUGCAAGACAAACAGUAAAAUCUCUUCUAUACACCAGCACGAACCCAGAAAUAAUAUUAACAGAAUUAGAAAGAAGAUUCGGACAACCUUCAUAUAUAAUAAAAAGCGAAAUCGCAGAACUCGACAAAUUGCCCAAAAUGACUGAAGACAUUAAGGGCAUAGGCACAUUUGCUAGCGCAGUAUUUAACAGCGUAAAUACAAUAAAACAAUUAGACCGAAAGGAAUAUCUUUACUCUACCGAUAUAUCGGAUAGAAUCGUGGGAAAAAUGAGCACCAUAGUAAGAUUUCGAUGGCAAGAAUACAAAUGCCACCGGACAAAGGAACCCAUACUCAGUGUGCUGUCUGAGUUUUUAAAUAUGAUAUCGGAUCAAUUUGAUGAGCCCGGUUUACGUCUCGAACAGAAGGUUAAAAUAGAAAAUAACAAAUCACGACCAAUAAGAAGAGCCAGAGUUAAUACGGCAAAUCACGAAUCAACCUACGAAAGUGACGAAGAUUCAAACUACGACAGCGAGUUCGAAGAAGAAAUGAGAAUCGUCCUUACCGCCUCGGCAAUAGAAGAAGAAAGAUGUCCCCUAUGCGAACAAUCACACGAUAUUAUCAAAUGCGACAAAUUCACAAAGGAACCCACCAAAGAACGUUGGGAAAUAGUCAAAAGACUAAAGAUGUGUUUCAAAUGUCUCAAAACGAAUCACAGACACUUUCAAUGCAAAACUCAACCUUGUGGCAAGGAUGGUUGCAUCAGAAAGCAUCAUGAGCUACUGCAUCAAGAAAGAUUAAAACCAGACUCUAAUAAGAUAGUUUCAGUAAAUCACAUAGGCACUUCAAAAGCCUACUUAAAAAUAGUACCUGUAGAGCUGUGCGGACCAAAUGGCACUGAGACCGUCAUGGCCUUACUAGAUGAGGGGUCAACAGUCACUCUGCUGGUAGACAAAGUCGCCCACCACAUAGGAGCCUCCGGACCUGCAAAGAGCCUAGUUAUCGAAGGCAUAAGCGGUCAUCAAAUGAAAACGGAAGAAUCAAGACAUAUUAAAAUUCGUAUCAAAGGUUUAUUCUCAAGGACAUAUGAAGAUCUUCAGGCACAUACAAUCGGACAACUCAACCUUAUAGCACAAUCCGUAAAGAAAGAAGACAUAGAAGAUUGCCCCCAUCUUAAAGAUAUAGAAGAUCAGCUGAUAUACGAUGGAACGCCACCAUCACUGUUAAUAGGCCAAGACAACUGGCACUUAAUAGUGACAAGAGACUUGAAGACUGGUAGCGCAUCAAAGCCCGUGGCAUCCCUAACCAGCCUAGGAUGGAUACUUCACGGCUUGAAGACUGAAACCUCAAAACCCGUCCUCUUCAUAAAUCACAUUCAUGAAAAAGAAACUGAAGACAUAGAUAAACUAAUUAAAAACCAUUUCAGUCUCGACUCGUUGGGAAUAACAGAAAGAAAACCACUAAAAGAUCCCGAACAACGAGCCAUGGCAAUUUUAGAAAAAACAACUCAUAGAUUGCCCGAAGGAAGAUUCGAAUGCGGAUUACUAUGGAAAUCCGACGAUGAAACUGUGCCACAAAAUAGAAACAGUGCCUUACGCCGCCUACAAGGCAUAGAAAGAAAACUAAAUAAAAAUGAAGACUUCAAAUUAAAAUAUACUCACCAAAUACAAAAUCUAAUAUCCAAUGGAUAUGCCGAACUAGCCACCACAAAACCCACCUCGCCAAGAACCUGGUACCUGCCACAUUUCGCAGUAAUACAUCCACAAAAGGAAAAAUUAAGAGUCGUGUUCGACGCCGCCGAACGCACAAAUGGCAAAAGUCUAAACGAUGCCUUACUAUCCGGUCCUGAUUUACUACAAUCCCUCUUCGGCGUGCUGAUAAGGUUCCGCCAAGGCCCGGUAGCCGUCGCAGCCGACAUCAAGGAAAUGUUUCUCAGAAUCGUAAUACGAGAAGAAGACAGAGACAGCUUACGAUUCCUCUGGAAAGAGAACGAAACAGACGCAGAACCUAAAGAAUACAGAAUGAAGUCGCUAAUAUUCGGAGCAACGUCAUCACCCUGUUCAGCUAUAUACGUUAAGAAUCGAAAUGCUCAAGACUUCCAAGAAAAAUAUCCCGAGGCUGUGAAUGCCAUUCAACGUUGUCAUUAUAUGGACGACUAUUUACAAAGCUUCCCAACAGUCGAAGAAGCAAAAAGAACAAGUAAAGAAGUGGACCUCAUACACAAAAGUGGAGGUUUCGAACUAAGAGGAUGGACAUCGAAUUAUCCAUCCACUAUUAACACAAUGGAAAUCAACCAUCCCGACCACAUUAAUUUGGGAGACCACGAUAAAUAUGGGAAGACAUUGGGCAUGAUAUGGCAAACCAACAACGACGCAUUACGAUUUACUGUCAGCCUUCGCAACACGCCCGAUGACGUCACUAAAGAAACGAGACCACCAACUAAACGCGAAGUCGCAAGCGCUGUCAUGUCAGUAUUCGACCCGCUAGGUUUAGCCACUCCAGUUUUAAUACAAGGAAAAACACUUAUACAGCAACUAUGGCGCACCGGAAUAAAUUGGGACGACCACAUACCCGACACGCUUAGAGACCAUUGGUCAAAAUGGCUCAACAACCUAGCAUGUCUAAAGGAUCUAAACGUUCCACGAUGUACAGAUUCCUGUAACGAGGGGGAACUACAUACCUUCGUAGACGCCAGCGAAACCAUCUAUGCCGCUGCAACAUACUGGAAAACUACUAUGAACAACCAGGUCAGCAUAAAACUAAUAGCAGCAAAAGCCAAGGUGGCCCCACUCAAACCUACCUCUAUACCACGAUUAGAAUUACAAGCCGCAGUGCUUGGCUGCCGUCUAGCAAACAGCAUUCACCAAGAAAUGGACACCAAUAUUAAGAAGAAGUAUUACUGGUCAGACUCUCGAACGGUAUUAGCAUGGAUCAAAUCCGACCCACGCACGUUCAAAACCUUCGUCGCACACAGACUAGCUGAAAUAGAAGAACUCUCAAAAACAUCAGAAUGGAGAUACGUACCCACUAAACAAAACGUAGCUGACGACGCAACUAGAUCGGCACCCCGAAAUUUCGACAGCAACCAUCGAUGGUUCAACGGUCCAGAAUUCCUAAAACUUGACUGCAACGAAUGGCCUCAAGAUCACAGUGAUCGCUCACUACAAGUUACGGGCGAAGAAAAAACACAGACAGUAGCCACGGCGCGUCUCGUUCAACCACCUAUACCAGACGUCAGUCGUUUCUCAUCAUGGACACGUUACCUACGAGCCUCAGCACGCUUCAUACAAAGCGUCGAAGUUUUUAAAACAUUAAUAAAUAAACCCGACAAAGUCACCGCCACUAAACGAAUCGUCAAGGAUAAAGCCUGGAAACCGUAUAAAAAACAGAUGACUCAACAAACACCCACGAAUCAAGAACCAACUAUAAAAACCGUGAACAAACUAAUACCAUUAUCAAGAAAAUACAUCAAGCAAGCUGAAACAAUGUUGAUACAACGAAUUCAAAAUGACAGUUUUAAGAAUGAAAUUCAAAACCUUAAAGAUCACAAGAAGUUCGCCAAAGGAUCCCGCCUAAGAAGACUCACCGCCGUUAUAGAAGAUGAUAUAAUGCAUCUCGAAACUCGCCUAUCCGCUGCCAACAACAUAGCGAUUUCCUACAAAAAACCCAUAAUACUCGAUGGAAAACACCCGAUUACACGACUAAUCGUGAACCAUUACCAUCAAGAAUACAAUCACGGUAAUCACAACACGAUUAUGAACGAGAUUCGACAGAAAUACUAUGUGAUAUCUCUUCGAAACACCGUCAAAAGUAUAGCAAGAGAAUGCCAAUGGUGUAGAAUACACAAAGCCGUUCCUAUCACAACACCUUUGGGAGACUUACCGGUGGAACGCCUGCAACACAAACAAUACCCGUUCACCUGCACUGCUGUAGAUUAUUUCGGACCAAUAACCAUAAAAAUUGGCAGAAAAACAGAUAAACGCUGGGUGGCUUUAUAUACAUGCCUCACAACGCGAGCAGUUCAUCUGGAGAUUGCUACAUCCUUGUCAGCAGAUAACAUGAUACUCACACUGCGAAGAAUGAUAGCACGUCGAGGGACACCUAAAACGAUGUUUAACGACAAUGGAACAAAUUUCAUCGGAGCAAAUAAAGAAAUCAAGACAGCGUUUGAAAAAAUGAUAGAUAAAUCCAAAGAAAAAGGAAUUCAAUGGAAAUUCAUACCUCCAGGAGCUCCACACAUGGGAGGAGCAUGGGAGAGACUAGUGCGAUCAGUUAAAACCGCACUAACCGCAACCCUUAAUACACGACAUCCUCAAGAAGAAAUAUUACAUACAUUACUUCUAGAAGCAGAACACCUCAUAAAUUCAAGACCUAUAACAGAGGUAUCCCUAGAUCCAGAUGACCAAGAAGGUUUAACUCCAAACCACUUUCUGAUUGGAAGAUCAAGCGGGCACCUUCGCAUGGGAGAUUUCACGGACGACGAACUCAUCGGCCCCCCAACAUGGAAAACAUUACAACGCCUCACCGAUCACUUCUGGAAACGCUGGCUCAAUGAAUAUCUACCCACGAUAACACCGCGAUACAACAACAAUCAAAAUGGAUUCAUUAACCCAACCAUCGGCGACAUUGUAAUAAUAAUCGAUAAUUCUCUUCCCCGAGGCACCUGGCCAAGAGGUGAAAUCAUCAAAACCUACCCCGGACCAGACGGAAAAACACGUAUAGUAGACGUGCGCACUACCGCCGGAAUACUAAAGCGACCGGUUUCCCGCCUAGUGAAAAUCGCGCAAUCUUCUUCCUCAACAUGA
This is a messenger RNA of Pararge aegeria (speckled wood butterfly), 5451 nucleotides long. RefSeq lists its product as uncharacterized. NCBI's taxonomy places the organism in Eukaryota, Metazoa, Arthropoda, Insecta, Lepidoptera, Nymphalidae. Gene Ontology annotation, biological process: DNA integration. Gene Ontology annotation, molecular function: nucleic acid binding. The record is from RefSeq and is a predicted model, not a curated record. The transcript has a single exon. Bases 1 to 5451 code for a protein of 1816 amino acids.